Messenger RNA from Pocillopora verrucosa, 498 nucleotides. The record is from RefSeq and is a predicted model, not a curated record. NCBI's taxonomy places the organism in Eukaryota, Metazoa, Cnidaria, Anthozoa, Scleractinia, Pocilloporidae.
AUGGAUCACUUUUCUUAUAGAACUGCUGGUAAUGCAUCAUAUGUGAUUGGAACACUGGCUGAGACAGACCUAGGUAAAAGACGAAUUGUUCAGAUAUGCACAGACAAAGGUGACCAGGCCAAGAAAAUUUUGCCGGCACUCACAAACAUGCUGGACAUGGCUGAUACAGAAACUGUCAUGAAUGCUGCAGGAACUAUGGGAACAUUGGCAGAAGAUGGGGAAUGCCGUAUGUGGAUGCUACGCGAGGACUGCUUGGAUGAAGCUAUCAUCAAACUAACAAACCUUCUAUCUUCCAAAGACAUGUGUACAGCUAGUAAUGCUGCCUUGGUCUUAGCCAGGCUGACAAUUGCAGAAGAAGGCCGUGCCAGGAUUUUGAACCAUCGUAGUUCGAGUCAUACGUUAGUACAGUUGUGUAGAGCAUUGGGAUCUGAUGAGACAGGUAUAGGGCUUUUUUCAUUGUGCCUAUAACAUAUGUCAUCUGUAAUAGAGGCUCAAGAU